GAUUCUCACUCACUGCUCACUCCCAACUUGCCAAUUCCUUUUAUUCCACCAUCAAUAAACAAUCACUCACACACGCUCUUUUUCUUUUUUUUCUUUUCUAUUCUUUUCUUUCUUUUUUUUUUCUUUUCUUAUUCAAAAUUAAGAGAGCAAAAAUUAAUCAUUUUUUCAAAUUUUUAUCAUAGAGGUGAAAAAAAAAAGCUUAAUCCGAUGCAGUCGGACGACAGCAAAAAACUGGGCAGCGGCGGCAGCAGCAGCGGAAAGGCGAAAAAGGGAUUUCUAGCAGUCCAAGUAGGCUUAGAAGAUGAUUCAACAUCAUCAUACAAUCAUGAUGAUGAUCAUAGAAACGAAUUACAAAAAUUUGUUAUACCAAUUUGGUAUUUAUACCAUCCUUUAUUCAUUCGGCUAUUAGACCAAGCUAGAGAAGUUUAUGGAUACCAUGUUGAUGGACCAUUGAAGCUUCCUUGUUCUGUUGAUGAUUUCAUUCAUGUCCGUUGGAUGAUUGAAAAGGAAAAUCAUCAUGGUGGGUCCCGCCGCCAUGUCCACCAUCAUAAUCUCCACCCUUAUUUUACUCAUGCGCCGUCCUUUCGUUCUUGUUAGGAUUUUUUAAGGGUUUGAUAGUGAUAGACAAGGAAAAAUAUAUUGGGUGGUCUAAAAUUUAAGAAUAUCUUAAUUCCCAUCUAUAAUAUUUCGAACAUUUUAAUAUUAAUAUAUGUAAUUAUUUUUUAUCCGCAUAAAAUACAUUGAAUUAUCAAUCAACACUAUAGAAAUUAAGUGUUA
This is a messenger RNA of Amaranthus tricolor (Joseph's coat), 777 nucleotides long. RefSeq names its product auxin-induced protein 6B-like. The record is from RefSeq and is a predicted model, not a curated record. The transcript has a single exon. Gene Ontology annotation, biological process: response to auxin. NCBI's taxonomy places the organism in Eukaryota, Viridiplantae, Streptophyta, Magnoliopsida, Caryophyllales, Amaranthaceae. Bases 208 to 597 code for a protein of 129 amino acids.